CUCCCUUGGCAGUGACGUGCGGUGGCUGCAGGCUGUGGAAGAUGGCGAGCAGAGCCAUGGCUGUGGCUUUGAGUAGGUCAGCGAAGAUCCAGGCCUGCGGGCUGAGCGCACUGCAGACUAGGGGGCUUGCCUUGUCCAGUCAAAAAGCCAAAGAAGACAGCUGGCUGCGUUCCCUCUUUGUACGUAAAGUAGAUCCUCGCAAAGAUGCACACUCAAAUCUCCUGGCUAAAAGGGAAACCAGUAACCUGUAUAAAAUACAAUUUCACAAUGUGAAACCAGAGUGCCUAGAUGCUUACAACAAGCUGUGUGAGGAAGUGUUGCCAAAAAUUCACCAAGAGGACGACUACCCAUGUACUUUGGUGGGUACGUGGAAUACAUGGUAUGGGGAGCAGGAUCAGGCUGUCCACCUUUGGAGGUACGAAGGAGGUUAUCCUGCACUUACAGAAGUCAUGAGUAAACUCAGAAAAAACAAGGAGUUUACAGAGUUUCGAAAAGAACGAGGUAACAUGCUUCUCUCUCGCAAGAACCAGCUCUUGCUGGAGUUCAGUUUCUGGAAUGAACCUAACCCAAGAGAAGGCCCUAAUAUUUAUGAACUGAGGUCCUACCAGUUGAGACCUGGAACCAUGAUUGAAUGGGGGAACCACUGGGCCCGUGCCAUAAGGUAUCGACAGGACGGUAGUGAAGCAGUGGCUGGAUUCUUUUCACAGAUUGGCCAACUGUAUAUGGUUCAUCAUCUGUGGGCUUACACUGAUUUACAGAGCAGAGACGAUAUCAGGAAUUCUGCCUGGCAGAAAGACGGCUGGGAUGAAUGUGUCUACUAUACAGUUCCCCUCAUACAGGAGAUGGAGUCCAGAAUAAUGAUCCCUUUGAAGAUCUCUCCGCUUCAGUAACAUACAUGGUGACCUUCUUGUGUGUCAGUGGGAAAAAAAUGGCAAACCUUAUUGUGGAUUACUUCAGCAAUGAAUGUCUUUAACUUCCAAGAAAUAUUUGUAUUUCCAUAAAUCGAUAGUACUUUAAUUCUGCUCUUAGAAAUUCCUAGCUUUAAAGCAUCAAGAUCAGUUUUCAUAUCUCAAUAUGUGAAUUUUGUUAAGUAGACAUGUGCAAAAACGUUUUUCAGCUGGUACAAAUGAAUCAAAUCCCUUUUAACCUGCGCCCAACCCAUCGGGCUUUACAUGUGGAGUCUUUUUCAUUGAAUAAGAUUCAGCAGAUAAAUCCUGGAUGGAUCGAUUUGUUCAGGUGCAGAGUAAGAGGCAUUAAAUUAAUUUGUACCAUCAGAACACAUUUGUGCACAAGUCUAGAAAUAACCACUCUUUUAAUGGAUUUGUAUCUUCUGUGAGUACCGCUGUCACACGCAUCACAUCUAAUAUUUGCCAGUAAAGAAUGCAGCAUAUUUUCAAAUACCUUAAAGGAACGCUCCGUGCACCAUAACUGCUUCAGCCUGCUACAGUAGUUAUGAUACCAAGAGUUCUCUGUUUCUUUUUGUAAUUAUGUCAAACCACUUUAGAAUAGUUUAACAACUAAGCUGUGCUGAGACACGCUGCUUGGCAAUGCACGUCAGCUGAGCACUCUAAGCCAAUGAGCAUAGUCCUGGAUCAGCCAGGACCUACCGGAAAAAAAACAAAUGAGGUGUGGGCAAAACGGUUUGACAAAUCACACUGGGACAGCACCAGGGCAUGUGUAUAGUGCAACAACGUGGUCUCAAAAGCUUUGUCUAGCAAAAGGAGAUGUAAUAAUAUGUGAAAAUAGAAAAUAAUUCUAGAAUUUAAUGCAAUUCACUGCUUCAUUUACAAGAUGCAUGCCAUGGUGCAUAAACAUACCAGAAAAACUCAAAAUAUAUUGUACGUUGCAUUUUGUUUAUAUGAGAGGAGAAAUAUUUCUCAAAAUCAUGUUUGUAAACCUAAUAAUUAUGUUGCAUUUGGAUCUGAGAAGUUUAAUUAACUAUGAUUUAGUAAAAACAUGUUUUCAUUAUCUGAAUGCUUCUGGUUGACAUAACUCCACUUCAGUUCUAUCUCAAUAUGUUUGACCACUUAAUUCAAAGCAAUGUAAUGCAUACCCAGCUAUUUUAAGAGUGGCAUACAUCACAGGGUGCUUUAGCAUUGAAAAAUCCCUAGCAAUAAAGCCUAUUUAGUAUGAAUCUCUCUGCAGUAUGUUUCAGCAACAUUGCAAGUUUUUUACCAUUAUGGAUAACCUGCAACUCACCAGCCUUUAAUAAACUAAAAGGCCCACAAUCAGCUGGUGAAGAAUCAUGUGAUUUAUAGUUAAUACACAGCAAGAAAACCAUGUAUUGCCUACGCCUGAUGGUAGCUAUCAAAAACAAAUAAUUAAAGGAACACACCGGGCACCAUAGCAUCAACUGUUGGGAUUGUUAGGAUGUCAUAAGUACCCUGCGCCUCCCAUAAGUAGUCACAGGUUUAGAACAAUUUGGCUUCUUACAUGGUGUCUGCAAAGCGAUGCUUACCACCAUCAUUCCUUCCAUAGGAGAGGCAGAAACUCCCUAGUUGGCUCAUGAGCUAAACCUUGUGUGUAGCUCAUUGUCAGAGCGUCAGGUAGAGUUUUUUUGCUCUCUGAUGGAAGUAGUGAAGGCAGGAUGUGGUUCCUGGCAGACUCCAGGUAAGAACCUUCUAAAAUGGUUUAAUUACUUACAAUGGAAAGUGCAAGACUAUUCCUGGCACCAUACAACACACUGUAGUAGUGUCCUUCUAAAGGCAAACACUGCAUCUCAUUGACCUAGUUAUACUGCCUGGAGUACUAUCCUUCUGUUCAGUGUUAAUGCUAAACAAGAAUUCAAAGCACUCUCAUGAGCAGUAGUGGACAGCAGUGAUUGGCUGAGAGUGUCAGACAGCCCUAGCUGGUAUGACUUGGCAUAGAUAAGGAAGAGUGUCUUAAUCAUACCUCCAGUGGAGGCUGGGUUGUGGGUGGCCAGGGACACUCGUUCAUUGAUGACCCUUAAAUUGAGGGACAGUGCCAGGGGACUCCAGGCACUAUAACCAGUUCAAUGAGAUAAUGGUUUGUGUUGGCAAAACAUAAAUGUCCCAGUCUGUAACAUAUACUUUAAUCUGAGUCUACAAUGUCUUUAUCUGAUUUUCAAAGAUUAGGUAUGUUUCUGUCAAGUAAGUUUGGUUUCAGGUUAUUUGUGUUUUUAGGAGUAUAAAAUUCUCUCAUAAUUGCUAUCAUUAAAAAUAGAUAUGUCAUAAUAAAAAUCCAGCUGCCAAGCACUUGAAAUAUAAACGGUAAAUGCAUCUUAUUUUGCUUUGCCAUCUGUCUUUUUAUUUUAAAAGUGUUCAAAAAAAAAAAAAUUAGGUCAAUACUGUAUGCUGUUACUACAUGGAAUUAUUAAAUUCAAUGUCUUUUGCCCUAUACAUAAAGAAAUAAAAUCUCCAAGGAAACAUUUGUACAUGUUACAUUAUAAUAGGUCAUAUUGGAAUACAUAUAUUUACAUGUCGGUUUUCUGAUAUACUAUAUAAAUAAAUGUAAUUUCAUUUGAA
This is a messenger RNA of Pelobates fuscus (common spadefoot toad), 3485 nucleotides long. It is a transcript of the gene NIPSNAP2, whose product is annotated as nipsnap homolog 2. The transcript is spliced from 10 exons. Gene Ontology annotation, cellular component: mitochondrion. Lineage: Eukaryota; Metazoa; Chordata; Amphibia; Anura; Pelobatidae. Bases 42 to 890 code for a protein of 282 amino acids. The record is from RefSeq and is a predicted model, not a curated record.